ACCUGUACCACGGUCUUUCUGCGGUUUCUCUGCCGUUACUAUAGCAACAGCUUCACAUUAUGAAGUCGAAAUUUUCCUUCGGUUUUAGGCGUCAUUUAAGUCCAAGACUAAACAGUUUAUGUAGAUCCCUUCCAACAGAUCGGUCCUCGCUUCAUUUUUCUCUUCUCCAGUAACCACGUGCGACGUCCAACAAAAAAUAAAUCCCACUUAUCUGUCGUGUUAAUUGAUUUCUAAAUGGUGGCGGUGUUCUAUACUCGAGAUUAAAUUUAUUUUCAGUUUUUGCUGACGCAGACGUAAUCAUCCACGUGGUACUUCGAUUCGUUCGUUUUUUUUUGUUUUUUUUUUUGGUGUGGUUUUUUGUAUCAUUUUCGCGAUAAUUAUGACGGUGUGACCAUUAAAAAUGCAAGUGUUAGUGUUUUAAGUACCCAUUCCUGGCUUAAUAAUAUUACUUGUUCUUGUGUUUUUUUUGGCAAACAGACAUAAUGAAAUCCGACAAUCCAAAUUCUGGGUUCAUUUAUUUGGCGCCAAAUACAAAGAAGAAUUGAUUAAACAUUCGACCUCUCAGUGCCCUCUAGCUCCUGUAGUGGAAAGCGAGCAAUUUAAUCCAAAAAAUGAAUAGAUAUUUGGACUCAUUAUCAGGAUAACAUCCUUCCAUAUUCAAUGAAUUAUAACGCUGAUAUGAAACUGCACCAUGGACGGCGAGCACAGAAUUAUUCUAAACGUUGGCGGAAUUAGAUAUGAAACGUAUAAAGCAACGUUGAAAAAGAUACCAGCAACUAGACUAUCAAGACUUACCGAAGCAUUGGCCAAUUACGAUCCUAUACUAAAUGAGUACUUUUUCGAUAGACAUCCAGGAGUGUUCGCUCAAAUAUUAAAUUAUUACAGAACUGGUAAGCUGCAUUAUCCAACAAACGUUUGCGGUCCAUUAUUCGAAGAAGAAUUAGAAUUUUGGGGUCUAGAUUCGAAUCAAGUGGAGCCGUGUUGCUGGUCCACAUACAGUAUUCACAGGGACACUCAAUCCACAUUGGCCAUUUUGGAUAAACUUGAUUUAGACUCGGAGAAACCAAAUGAAGAAGAAAUCGCUCGUCUUUUUGGAUACGAAGAUGAUUAUAUUUCUGGUCGACUGAGUUGGUGGCAGAAAUUAAAACCUCAAAUAUGGUCAAUUUUCGACGAACCGUAUUCGUCAGUAGCAGCUCACGAUACUUUCUGCGGAGAUGGCAGGAUAGUUGCUACGGGCGCUGGUGAGGAUUCAGAGUGGUCGGAUCGAAAAAAUUGGCCAAUAUUCGGACACCGUGUUUUCAAAUUGAUUGUUGGCGUUAUUUCUAUAUUUUUUAUAUUCGUGUCAGUUUUAUCAUUUGCUCUAAAAACUCAUCCGGAUAUGCGAGUUGCAUCAUCGUAUUCUCAAACUACCGACAAAAAUGAACCUAAUGUUUCCGUUCAUGAACAUUUAGAUAAUAAUGCAACCGAACCCCAUGCGGCAUUUUUCUACAUAGAAGUCGCCUGCAAUUCGUGGUUCACUUUUGAACUUGCUGUGCGUUCAAUUGUUAGUCCUAAUUUGCUACGAUUUGUAAAAUCGCCUGUAAACUUGAUAGACUUUUUCGCGACGUUAAGUUUCUAUACGGAUAUUAUAAAGCAGAUGUCUUUUAUAAAUAUGGAGAAGUCAAGUCUGAUAGAAUUUUUUUCAAUUGUCAGAGUACUUAGACUAUUUAAAUUAACGAGACAUUCGCAUGGACUGAAGAUUCUCAUACACACAUUCAAAGCUUCCGCUAAAGAGCUCACUUUACUGGUAUUUUUUUUAGUGCUCGGUAUAGUGGUGUUUGCCAGUUUAGUUUACUAUGCUGAGAGAUUACAGACCAAUCCGCACAAUGAUUUUAAAAGCAUACCCGAAGGCCUUUGGUGGGCUAUUGUCACCAUGACGACAGUCGGCUAUGGAGAUAUGGCCCCGAAAACUUAUCUCGGUAUGUUUGUUGGAGCUUUAUGUGCAUUAGCUGGAGUAUUAACGAUUGCACUACCUGUUCCUGUGAUCGUAUCUAAUUUUUCUAUGUUCUAUUCGCAUACGCAGGCACGAUCAAAAUUACCGAAAAAGAGAAGAAGAGUAUUACCUGUAGAGCAGCCUCGUCCUAAACGAGGAGAAAUAGCCGGCGGCGUUAUAUGUCAUAGACGAGUUAACGCUAUCAAAUAUCAUCAUCAGCACAAUCAAUUGAGUGGUGUUAAUUCACCAACUCAAGACUCCUACUGCCCUACUGGAUUGCAACCCUCUUCUAGAGCAUUGGUUGUAUCGCCUCCUCUAUCAAAUAAAACGCCAACAGUUAGGAAUAUCAUUUUACAACCUAAGCUAUUGCCUGAAGUGGUCAUUCAAGAGCAGAAAGUUACAACAGGUGAUAUGGCUGGAGAAUCAGUGAAUCCAUCCACUAUUUGAAAAUAGAAUUUUCGUUGAAUUUUAGUUACCUUUAUUGAAUUAUUGAAAAAAUUGUUGUGAUUUGUUUUCAAUGUAUGUUAGGGAUGCGAAAUUAUCAAUAUUGCCAUCGACACCGUCGAAUGAUAUGAUUUUUUUAUUUGAAGAGAAUUGCAGUUGUAAUCUACCUAAUAUUGGAAACCCGGACGACGAUGAUUUUUUUCAUCUUUCAGUUGUUUACGUUUUACCUACCUUUCUUUUUCUCUCAUUUUUUUUCCAAAAAAAAAAAUUAUUAUAUUUGGAGGUUGGAGGUCUUGUGUACUCGUAGAUGAAGAUACCGAAUUACCAACGCUUUUUGAUUAAAAACUGAUGCGAAAAUGAUGUUUAAGCGCACCACUGAUUUUUUUUCAAACUGCAAAACGCCAGAAAAAUUUGAAGAGCUGAUGAGAUCAAAUUUUGUGUUUGUCUAGAUUUUUCUACUGGAAAAAUCAUGUUUAGCACGUAUUGAUAAUGAAUUUAAUGAAUUACAAAGAGUGCAACUUCGAAAGCAAAUUGAUAUUUCGCAUCUUUAAUAUAUCUUUUAUGUAAUUUAACUUCGCUUGAAGAGUUUUUCUCAUUAUGUUGAAUGUUUUUCUUGUGUGUAGUGACUUUACUUUUAUUUUGACGCGAAAUUGUAAUUUUUCUUUCAUGAUUUUUUUUUCAUUUCGUAAAUCGCAUAUUUGUUAAUUGAAAAUAAAAUAAAAUUUGUUAAAAACGAGUAAA
Planococcus citri (citrus mealybug) is the source of this 3157-nucleotide messenger RNA. Its product is annotated as potassium voltage-gated channel protein Shaw-like. Gene Ontology annotation, cellular component: dendrite membrane; presynaptic membrane; postsynaptic membrane. Bases 692 to 2419 code for a protein of 575 amino acids. Lineage: Eukaryota; Metazoa; Arthropoda; Insecta; Hemiptera; Pseudococcidae. Gene Ontology annotation, molecular function: protein binding; delayed rectifier potassium channel activity. The transcript is spliced from 14 exons. The record is from RefSeq and is a predicted model, not a curated record. Gene Ontology annotation, biological process: potassium ion transmembrane transport; protein homooligomerization.